This is a messenger RNA of Neurospora tetrasperma FGSC 2508, 2394 nucleotides long. Its product is annotated as chitin synthase D. The record is from RefSeq and is a predicted model, not a curated record. The transcript is spliced from 2 exons. The coding region runs from base 1 to 2394 and encodes 797 amino acids. NCBI's taxonomy places the organism in Eukaryota, Fungi, Ascomycota, Sordariomycetes, Sordariales, Sordariaceae. Gene Ontology annotation, cellular component: cell septum; cell periphery. Gene Ontology annotation, molecular function: chitin synthase activity.
AUGAUCGUCACCCUCCCGCUUCCCAGCCAAGUCGUCAAAGUCUGGCCACCAGCCAUGGUCAGCUUCCUGCAAUGGUUCGCCUUCUACAGCUUCGCCGGCCUGCUCACCAUCCCCUGGCUCUUCUGCGUCUACCAAAUCGUCACCCACCAACUCGGCCGCACCAAGCGCAUCAAACAAGUCCUCGACGAAGUCUCGGCGCCCAAAGUCGUCAUCGUCAUGCCCUGCUACAAAGAAGACCCCGACGUGCUCGUGGCCGCCCUCGACUCGGUCGUCGACUGCGACUACCCGCCCUCAUGCAUCCACGUCUUCCUCUCCUUCGACGGCGACCAGGAAGACGAGCUCUACCUCAACACCAUCGAGAAGCUAGGCGUGCCCCUGACGUUAGAAUCCUCCUCCUACCCCAAAUCCAUCGACGUCGCCUACCAGGACGCGCGCGUCACCGUCUCCCGCUUCCCGCACGGCGGCAAGCGCCACUGCCAAAAGAUGACCUUCAAGCUCAUCGACCGCGUGUAUCGCGAGUACCUGAAGCGCAACGACAACCUGUUUAUUUUGUUUAUUGACUCGGACUGCAUCCUCGACAAGGUGUGCUUGCAGAACUUUGUCUACGACAUGGAGCUCAGCCCGGGCAACCGGCGCGACAUGCUGGCCAUGACGGGGGUGAUCACGUCGACAACCCAAAAACACAGCUUGAUCACGCUGCUGCAGGACAUGGAGUACAUCCACGGCCAGCUGUUUGAGCGCACCGUCGAGUCCGGGUGCGGCGCCGUAACUUGUCUUCCGGGCGCCCUGACCAUGCUUCGGUUUUCGGCCUUCAGGAGAAUGGCCAAAUAUUACUUUGCCGACAAGGCCGAGAACUGCGAGGACCUGUUCGACUACGCCAAGUCGCACUUGGGCGAGGACCGCUGGCUGACGCACCUGUUUAUGAUCGGCGCGAAGAAGCGACACCAGAUCCAGAUGUGCACGUCGGCCUUUUGCAAGACGGAAGCCGUGCAGACGAUGCGGUCGCUGAUCAAGCAGCGGCGCCGGUGGUUCCUGGGGUUUAUUACGAACGAAGUGUGCAUGCUGACGGACUGGCGGCUGUGGAAGCGGUACCCGAUCCUGAUCCUGGUGCGCUUCAUGCAAAACACCAUCCGCACCACGGCGUUGCUGUUCUUCAUCAUGGUGCUCGCCCUCAUCACCACCACCAAGAAGAUCGACGACCUCCCCGUCGGCUUCAUCGCCAUUUCGCUGGGUCUCAACUGGCUCAUGAUGAUCUACUUUGGCGCCAAACUGCGCCGCUUCAAGAUCUGGCUCUACCCCCUGAUGUUCGUCCUCAACCCCUUUUUCAACUGGUACUACAUGAUCUACGGCAUCUUCACCGCCGGCCAGCGCACCUGGGGCGGCCCGCGCGCCGACGCCGCAGCCGCCGACUCGACCACCACCGCACAGGAAGCCAUUGAAAUGGCCGAGAAGACGGGUGACGAUCUCAACAUUGUGCCCGAGUCUUUUAUCCCGGCCGCCCAAGAGCGCAAGGGCAUGCUAGAAGACAAGGGCUUCACCACCGGCAUUAGCACUGGCGGCGGCGGUGGUCUCGGCCGCUCCAAGAGCAUCCUCCAGCCGCCCGACAAGCUAGUGGGCAAGUUCGCUGCGCCUGAGCGUUCUGCCAACGGGUUGUAUCAACAUUUUGACGACUCCGUGGCUUCCGUCAGCUUGUUUGCCCACGCCGGCGGGUCGUCUAUGGUGUUACCUACCGUAGCUGGUUCUGCCGUCACUGGCAAAAGGCAGCAGCACCAACAAUACCAACAACAGCAGUAUCAGCAACACCAGCUCCAACAUCGUGACUCUUUCGACAGCACCUUCUCUGCGCACACCACUGGUGGGAAUAGCAUGUCGGUGUACACGCCCCGUCGGGUAGAAAAUAUCAUGGGCGAAGAAGAUCGCAGGAAAUACGAGCUUGCGCAGGCUAGCUCUGGACACUUGGUGGCGGGUAACCCUACCCGGGUCCUUGGUCCACAACAACAGGCUCCUCCUCCCGGCCAGGUUUACGAGUUUUCCGAGUCCGAUCUGAGAAGAGCUGGGUAUGAUUAUACCGACUCGGCGGCAGAUGAUAGCGUCGAAUCGGUUUCUGGGGGGUGGCCGGCUGCCUCUCCAAGUCUUACCCCCUAUCAGGAGUAUGGGUAUGGGCAGCAAGGAGGGUCGUUCUCUGUGCCUAUGCCGCCAGCUCCGAAUGGAACGAAUCAUCAGCAACAACAACAACAACAACAACAACAUCAUAGGAGUCCUCUGGGCAGGGCGAGUUGGAUGAGGACGUCAACUAUGGAUCAAGUGGAGAGUGAGAUUGAGGUGUCACAUGAUGGUGGUUCUGAUGCGCCUGGGCAUGGAAGGAGAGGGGGGCAGGGGUCACAUCAGAGAUAG